Otolemur garnettii (small-eared galago) is the source of this 5614-nucleotide messenger RNA. RefSeq names its product Rho GTPase activating protein 26 (gene ARHGAP26). The record is from RefSeq and is a predicted model, not a curated record. Gene Ontology annotation, biological process: signal transduction. Gene Ontology annotation, molecular function: GTPase activator activity; protein binding. The transcript is spliced from 22 exons. Bases 111 to 2081 code for a protein of 656 amino acids. Gene Ontology annotation, cellular component: cytoplasm. Lineage: Eukaryota; Metazoa; Chordata; Mammalia; Primates; Galagidae.
GAACUGGCAAGUCUUUUCCUUGAAGAAAACCUUCCCUAGCUAGAGUGUCAGCAAGGUCUUUGCAGGAGUUUGCCACUGUCCUCAGGAAUCUUGAAGAUGAACGGAUACGGAUGAUUGAAAAUGCCAGCGAGGUGCUCAUCACUCCCUUGGAGAAGUUUCGAAAGGAGCAAAUUGGGGCUGCCAAGGAAGCCAAAAAGAAGUAUGACAAAGAGACAGAGAAGUAUUGUGGCAUCUUAGAGAAACACUUGAAUUUAUCUUCUAAAAAGAAAGAAUCUCAGCUGCAGGAGGCAGACAGCCAAGUGGACCUGGUCCGGCAGCAUUUCUAUGAAGUAUCCCUGGAAUAUGUCUUCAAGGUGCAGGAAGUCCAAGAGAGAAAGAUGUUUGAGUUUGUGGAGCCUCUGCUGGCCUUCCUGCAAGGACUCUUUACUUUUUAUCACCAUGGUUACGAACUGGCCAAGGAUUUCGGUGACUUCAAGACACAGUUGACCAUUAGCAUACAGAACACAAGAAAUCGCUUUGAAGGUACCAGGUCAGAAGUGGAAUCAUUGAUGAAAAAGAUGAAGGAGAAUCCCCUUGAGCACAAGACCAUCAGUCCCUACACCAUGGAAGGAUACCUCUACGUUCAAGAGAAACGUCACUUUGGAACUUCUUGGGUGAAGCACUACUGUACAUACCAGAGGGAUUCCAAACAAAUCACCAUGGUACCAUUUGACCAAAAGUCAGGAGGAAAGGGGGGUGAAGAUGAAUCAGUCACCCUCAAAUCCUGCACACGGCGGAAAACAGACUCCAUUGAGAAGAGGUUUUGCUUUGAUGUAGAAGCAGUAGACAGGCCAGGAGUUAUUACCAUGCAGGCAUUGUCAGAAGAGGACCGAAGGCUCUGGAUGGAAGCCAUGGAUGGCCGGGAACCUGUCUACAACUCGAACAAAGACAGUCAGACCGAAGGGACUGCACAGUUGGACAGCAUUGGCUUCAGCAUAAUCAGGAAAUGCAUCCAUGCUGUGGAAACCAGAGGGAUCAAUGAGCAAGGGUUGUACCGAAUCGUGGGGGUCAACUCCAGAGUACAGAAACUGCUGAGUGUCCUGAUGGACCCCAAGACAGCUUCUGAGACAGAAACUGAUAUCUGUGCUGAAUGGGAGAUAAAGACCAUCACUAGUGCUCUGAAGACCUACCUAAGAAUGCUUCCAGGACCACUUAUGAUGUACCAGUUUCAAAGAAGUUUCAUCAAAGCAGCAAAGCUGGAGAACCAGGAAUCUCGGAUAUCUGAAAUCCACAGCCUCGUUCAUCGGCUCCCAGAGAAAAAUCGGCAGAUGUUACAGCUGCUCAUGAACCACUUGGCAAAUGUUGCUAACAACCACAAGCAGAAUUUGAUGACUGUGGCCAACCUUGGUGUCGUGUUUGGACCCACUCUGCUGCGCCCUCAGGAAGAAACAGUGGCAGCCAUCAUGGAUAUCAAAUUUCAGAACAUUGUCAUUGAGAUCCUGAUAGAAAACCAUGAAAAGAUAUUUAACACCGUACCUGAUAUGCCUCUCACCAACGCCCAGCUGCACCUGUCUCGGAAGAAGAGCAGCGACUCCAAGCCCCCGUCCUGCAGUGAGAGGCCCCUGACGCUGUUCCAUGCUGUGCAGUCCACAGAGAAACAGGAACAAAGGAACAGCAUCAUCAAUUCCAGUUUGGAAUCUGUCUCAUCGAAUCCAAACAGCGUACUUAAUUCCAGCAGCAGCUUACAGCCCAACAUGAACUCCAGUGACCCAGACCUGGACGUGGUCAAACCCACUCGGCCCAACUCACUCCCCCCGAAUCCAAGCCCAACUUCACCCCUCUCGCCAUCUUGGCCCAUGUUCUCGGCGCCAUCCAGCCCUGUGCCCACCUCAUCCACGCCCAGCGACUCAUCCCCCGUCAGCACACCGUUCCGGAAGGCGAAAGCCUUGUAUGCCUGCAAAGCUGAACAUGACUCAGAACUUUCGUUCACGGCAGGCACAGUCUUCGAUAAUGUUCGUCCGUCUCAGGAGCCUGGCUGGUUGGAGGGGACUCUGAAUGGAAAGACCGGCCUCAUCCCGGAGAACUACGUGGAGUUCCUCUAACCAUGGGCCCCAGCAGAACUGCUGAGCUUUACAUGGUAUCCAUGACAACUGCUGAUUCCAGUGUUGUAGGCCAUUUCUCUUUGCCACUGAGAAAUGCAGCGUGACUGAGUCUGUUGCUACCUGUGAACGCGAAUGUUUCUGUGAGCUCUGGUGUCACCUAUCUCCGUGAUCAUCUCAGCUGACACUUGGCGAUACUGCAAGAAGCAGAAGUCAAUCAGCAGGGGAAGCCUUUUGCUUUUGGUAACGGAGAGAAGGCUUGCAGAGCCCUCCUCGCGGGAGGACCCUAACUAGGGAGCACUCCUUUUGCUUCGACAGUCAUCCAAACCCCCAGCCUUCCGGAAGAGGAAGCAAAGCCCUUGAGAGCAUACCGCAUAGCUAAGUCUGCCAGGGCUGGAUGGAAAAAUUGGCACCGAGACCCAACUGGGUCCUUUGCUUUUGUUUACAUUAGACACUCUCCCUGCCCCACCUCUAAAUACUUGAGACCCACAGUGCUGCAGGCAGCUGGGCCUCUCUCUUUGCACGCAGGAUGAAGGGGGUUACAGCACUGCUUAUGUAAGAUCCAAUCUCUCACCACCUCUGGAGCAGCCCUUGGCCCAUCAUCAGUGCAAUUCAGUCCGGUCCGCCUCUCAUGCAAGGGAACACCCCCCCCACACACAACAUUUCCUCCUCCCCAGCUAGGAACUUCUCUGCCACCAAGGGUUGCUGUCACCUAGUAACCAUGGCAACUCAACCUACUCUAAAACCAAACCAAACCAAAAAAAAAAAAAAGAAUACUUUUUGCCUGAUACAUUUUUUUCUCUCUCCCCACAACACUUUAGGUAGUUUUUUAAAGUGGGUUUUCAACCACCUGAAGGAGAAGAUCAAGGAAUUGGGGUGGUCUACUUAGGGUAGAUAGGAUAGCAGAUGGGAACCGUUCCCUUGCUGAUGAAUUUCAACAGCAUCAGGAUAUAUUUGGAGCAAACUCUAGUAACCUCUGAGAUUAAAUUACAUACAGGCUUAUAUUUCUGUUCUUCUGGGAAAUUGGUGUUUGCUUUCGAGUGGGUAAGAUGCUGCCUUCCCUUUGUCUGACAGGGUCCCCAUGUCCUGUGUCCACUCAUAGCAUGUCCAUUCAUGCUGCCUUCCCUCUGUCUGACAGGGUCCCCUGUCCUGGCCUUGCCUGCCUCUAACCCACCACUGACCCAGCCCCCUUGCACUGCUCGGGACUACUGACUAGCACUGGGGAUGAUGGUGGUUUUCAAGGAUUAAUUCCUGGGCUUACCCCUAUGGCCAGUUUAGAAGGAUAUCUGUGUUCACUGCCACUCAGAAAAAGGGAAUUCUCAGUCUUUCAAGGCAUGAGACUAACAUCCUAAGCUGUUGUGAUUCAGGAAGAUACUAGAAGGUUGGGGCACCGAGGGUGGGAUGGGUGCCUAAUGAGAAAGGGAAUUUUCUGAUCAAAAGGGUCUAUGUGCUGUGGAAGGCUACCUUGGAUGGGGAAGUUCUGCUUGGACUUUAAAUCCACCCAUCCUUUAAAGAGUAGCGUCAUCAGUGUCUUCCACAUGGAAUGUCCUUGCAAGGGUGACUCUGGUUAAACUACAGAGUCCCGUCAGCUCCCAGGAGCCCUCACAUGGCAGCUCCAGAGUGCUUCCUGCUUCUGGAAUUCCUCACUGGGGAACUUCAAAGAAGAAAAGAAAAACUUGAAUUGUGUUGAAUUACUGUACCUUUUACAUUUUUUUGAAAAGAUAAACUUGUAAAUAGAGUGAUUUGAAAUACUAUAUGGUAAAGUUUUAUAUUUGAUAUUCUUUAAGCCUAGUUGCUUUGAUUUAGGCUUUGAUUGUUGAAUAGGCAGAUUUCAAAGGGAGAGAGAGGAGGCGAGGUUGCAGAGAGGGGAGGUCUUCAGGUCCUCUCUGGCCUGGCGGGAGGAGAAGACAUUCCCAGGUGCUCACUUUCCGCUGGUUCUGGUGGGUGUGACACGUCCCCAUGUUCGAUCUUUACUUACAUGUGCUUUUCAUCAUUCCUGGGGCUUUGGGUUUGGAACUGGAAAGAGCAUCAUGAGGCAUUGAGUUUUUCAAAGAAUUCUUACUUAGUAAGAUGCAGCUCAGGAUUUCAGUAGGUGGGGCCAGGGUUCCAUUUUUAGUUUUUCUUCUCAGGUGUAUUUCUUGGCACCCCCAAGAUACAGGACAGGAGGUGAAACAAUUACUGUGCCCCUUCCUCCUCUGCUCCACAUCUUCUAAGGCUUUAUAAAUGAGGCCAAGCUAGUUCCCAAACUUUGUGUACAUCUAUAAGUUCUUUAAAAAACAGAAACAAAACCCCCAGCUUUUUAUAAUCUUUAGUUCUUGAUGUGCUGCUGCUGCCCCUGUUCCUCGGCUUGUUUAUUCCUUUCCCUUCUACCUCCAGGUUCCCUAAGACCCCCAAAUAAGAAAAAGUCCCAGAGGAAUGUACAUUGUGCCAUUACAGCUUUAAAGAUGGCUUUAAAGUUAUCAGGGGUUCAUCGCUGCGAACCCCUCAGUCUGUCAGCCCCAGGAUUUCACAGCUGUUAUUCAGGAACUCACUGAAGAGCAAGCAGAAUGUGACUGUUGAAUCAGGGAAUAAGAAUAAGAAAGGGCAAGACCAGGAUAGAACUCCAAAGAGCUAUCGUUCAAAACUUAAAAAGAAAGGGCAUGUAUUCCUAGGGGGGCCUACUCCCUCUGGACUUGGAAGCAGCAAGUUAGGAGAUGGGGCUUCUGGGCCUGUGCGUUCAUAUACCAUUGGAUUUCCAGUUAGCGCCAAGAUGCUUUUUUAACAUACUCAACAUUUUAAGUUGUCAUCUGCCCCUGUCAAAAGCCUACCUGGAGCUCGUGGAAAGGAACAGAAGGCCAAGACCCUUGCUCUAGGAGGUCCUCACUGAAGCAUACCUGUGACACUUGGCCCCCUCCCUCCUGAGGUAACCCUGUUGAGAAGCCAGAGGGAAACAGAGCUGCUACGGAUGGCAUCCUUUAGCUAGACCCAUUCGCAGCUUCCCUGUGGCCGUGCUGGGCCUGUGACGAGUGGCUGCCCUGCCUCCCUUUGCCCAGCCAACCUCCCUCCCUCCCCUUAGCUACAGAACUGGAGAAACUGUUCCGAAUAUGAGCCAACAAGUCCAAAGGCACUUAAAGACUAAAAAUAGACUUUAUUCUCCACUAUCCAGGCCCCCAGCCCCCUGUCUCUGCUUGAACAGGGAACUUUAGUGGGUAUCAGAGUGGAAAACCGUUGACCAGGAUCCCUGGGCUUUCCCAACAGCCUCAUGUUUCCUUUACAAGGCCCGGAGGUCAGGUAGCCAGAGCCUGAAUCUUUUAGGAGUAUGAAGAUUUUUCUGUCCUUCGGGUUACUUGCUGAGUUUCUGAGCUACAGAAUGCCAUGCCGUGCAGAGAUAACUGGUUUCAAAUCCUUGCCCUAUGGCAGUAAAAUUGUGACUUGCUCAAGGCUGCAGCUAAUCUCUCCUGCACCUCCAAGUGAGCACAGAGGGCGGACCCUGUGCAGUGCGGCCUGCCUUCACAUCCUAGAACUGGAGCCAGCUUUGAGCUUAGUGUUUUUAGGAU